Messenger RNA from Closterium sp. Naga37s-1, 951 nucleotides. Lineage: Eukaryota; Viridiplantae; Streptophyta; Zygnematophyceae; Desmidiales; Closteriaceae. The record is from the annotation of a GenBank genome assembly.
AUGAAGCUCGCGACGUGGUCCAGAACCGCGCCUUACGUCGUCCUCGCGGCGUCCGCCGUGCUCUUCGCCGCUGCUGUCACCAUCCGCUUCACCAAUCCAGACUUGGCGAGCUGCACGCCAGAGGACUUGGGCGCGGGGCAGAAGGCCAGUGGCGCGCAAGGCAGCGAUGAGGCAUCGCGGUUCCUGAUCAGCAACUUCGGGCUGCCCGGGCCCGUGCCGUGGAAGUGGAUCCGCAAGAGUGUUCAAGAUCAGUUCACUCUGGACGGCCGCGUGCAGGUGAAGAACCGGUUUGUGGAUGCGGACGCAAAGGACUCGGGGGCCAAGCCAUAUGUGUGGUCCACCAAUGGCAUCGACCAACAGGCCGCCAUGGCCCGCCGCCGCGACACCGGUUUUGGAUCGUACGGGCCGAACGUGACGGCUUCAUUCUACUCGGCGUUUGAGAAGUACCCGCUGGCUGGGAAAAACGUGCUGAUCGUGGGCAGCCAGUGGCCGUGGGUGGAGGCGAUCUGCCUGGGGUUCGAUGCGCACGCCAUCACGACGGUGGACUUCAACCGCCCCGUGGCGUCCCACCCUCGGCUGCGGCAGCUGGUGGUGGGCGAGCUGGAGGGCAGUACCGAGACGUGGGACGUCGCCGUCUCCUUCUCCUCCCUCGAACAUGACGGGCUCGGCCGCUACGGCGACCCCAUCAACCCCAACGGCGACCUCGAACGCAUGAAAAAGAUCAAGGGGCUGCUGAAGCCAGGAGGGCUGCUGUUCCUGGGCGUGCCAACAGGCAACGACACACUGUUGUUCAACACCCACCGCAUAUACGGGCCCAUCCGCAUGCCGCUGCUCAUCGCAGGCUGGCGCAUGCUCGACGUUUUUGGGGUCGACAGCCUGGAAAAGCUGUACCGAAUUGAGUUUCAAGGGAUCGACGUUGUUCAGCCGCUCCUUGUGCUCCGUCGUGAUUAG